AGUACCAUUUAGUUACAAAGUCUACCAACGUAGAGCGCCACAGAUCAUCGACAGACGGCUCGACAGUCGUAACAGAACACGACGGUAUAGGAAAGCGAAAAGGCGUGAAAAAGUUUCGCGAAAUUCUCUUAGGCAUCCGGGCAAACGUUCUGUGUCGUGCCGUGUAUCGCGUCGAGAUUGCCACUGCAGUUUUUCUCGUCGCGUCUCGUGCGCGCGUGUGUGUGUGUGCGUGCGUGCGUGCGUGCGUGCGUGCGUAAGUUUGCGUGACACGUACGGGGCGUGUACGUCGUUUUCCGGGGUGCGGUGCAUUUCUCAUAGGACGAAAGAUCUCACGGAUCCACCGGAUCUUAAUAUGUUUGAAGGAUCAUCGUGGUUCAGAAAAAAGAGCUGCCUAUCGUGAAGUGAAUUUUCUUCAAGUUGCGCGCAUGCCUCCGUGCUGCUCACUCACUCGCCAUUUUGGAGAUAUAAUGUUAUUCCUGGGAAUGGAUUGACAGAGAAUUGAUAAAGAUUAAAGGAUUAGAAACAUCUUUUAUUAUUAAAUAAAGAGGCACGGUGUCUGUGAAAUAGGCCUCGGCCAUUAAUUCAUCAAUUUCUCUACUAUGCCAGCUGUUUCAAGACCCGGUAGCCUUAAAGAUCCAGAGAUCGCAGAAUUAUUUGAGAAAAAUGAUCCGGAGAAGAUAUUUGAAGACCUUCGGGAAAUUGGACAUGGUAGCUUUGGAGCUGUCUAUUAUGCCCGAUGCCUGGUUACCAAAGAAAUCGUUGCUAUUAAGAAAAUGUCAUACUUGGGAAAACAAACGGUUGAAAAGUGGCAAGAUAUUUUAAAGGAAAUUCGUUUUCUUAGGCAACUCAAUCACCCAAAUACUAUAGAAUAUAAGGGUUGUUACCUCAGGGACCACACUGCCUGGUUGGUGAUGGAAUAUUGUCUUGGGUCUGCAUCAGACAUUAUAGAGGUACAUAAAAGACCUUUAAAGGAAGACGAAAUAGCAGCAAUCUGCGAAGGAGUUUUACGUGGUUUACAUUACCUUCAUUCUCUUGGAAGAAUCCAUCGGGAUGUUAAAGCAGGAAAUAUUCUUCUCACCGAAAAUGGAACAGUAAAAUUGGCAGAUUUUGGUUCUGCUAGUAUAAAAUGUCCAGCAAAUAGCUUUGUAGGAACUCCAUAUUGGAUGGCACCAGAAGUGAUAUUAGCUAUGGAUGAAGGGCAAUAUGAUGGUAAAGUGGAUGUAUGGUCAUUAGGAAUUACAUGCAUUGAACUAGCUGAGAGAAAACCUCCUUACUUUAAUAUGAAUGCCAUGAGUGCUUUGUAUCAUAUUGCACAAAAUGACACUCCAGCUUUGAAUUCACCAGAUUGGACUGAUGUUUUUCGACAUUUUGUUGAAGUUUGUCUUACAAAAAGUCCUAAUGAAAGACCAACAUCUGGUACACUGCUGUCUCAUCAAUUUGUUACAAGAACACGUUCUCCACAAGUCUUAAUAGAUUUGAUUCAAAGAACAAAAGCUGCUGUUAGAGAACUAGACAAUUUAAAUUAUCGUAAAAUGAAAAAGAUUUUGAUGAUAGAUGCAUGUGAAACUGAAAGUACAGUUGGGGAUGCUGAUGAUACUCCUGAUGAACAAACUGGUGGUGAUAGUAGCAAAAGUAAUUCAAUUACCUCAGAACAUUCAAUUCAUUCAAUGGGAGUAUCAGCGAGUUCUCAAAGUUCCUCCACAAACAGCUUACCACUGCCUAAUGCAGAUUCAAAUGACUAUUCCACUGGUUCUGUUAGAAAUCGACAUAAAAUAACGAGUGGUGGUGUCACAGCUAAUCUGCUUGAACAUGGUGCCAAUAAUUUUGCAACCAUUAGAACGACAUCAAUUGUGACCAAACAACAAAAGGAACAUAUGCAAGAGGAAAUGCAUGAACAAAUGAGCGGUUAUAAGAGGAUGAGGCGAGAACAUCAAGGAGCUUUGGUUAAAUUGGAAGAACGUUGUAAAAUGGAAAUGGAAUCCCAUAAACAAUUAUUAGAUAAGGAAUAUGAAACAUUAUUGCAACAAUUUAGUAAAGAAUUGGAGAAGUUACAGCUUAGGCAUUACCAAGAAUUGGAACGUAAACUUAAACAAAACCAAAAUGCGGAGAAGAAACUUCAUAAAGAAAUUACAAGUAGGCAAGAAGCUGAUCGAAAAGCUCUUGAAGCUCAACAAAAACGAGAGUACAAAGCAUACAAAGAAAGAUGGAAAAAAGAACUUUCUCAGGAUGAAGUAACACCAAAGCGACAAAGGGAUGCUACUCUUCAAAGUCAAAAAGAUAAUUUAAGGCAAAUGGAAGCACAAGAAGAACAACGCUUAGCUAGAGGACAAAGAGAAUAUCUUGAUCUUGAGAUUCGUAAAUUUAGAAGAAAAAAGUUGCUUAUCUUUCACAGUCUUGAACAAGAGCUUUUACGUGAAGAAUUGAAUAAAAGACAACAACAAUUAGAGCAAGCACAUGCCAUGCUGUUACGGCAUCAUGAAAAGACUCAAGAAUUAGAAUACAGACAACAAAGAGCAGUGCAUGCUCUUAGAGAAGAUCAAGUUCUUCGACAACAUGCUACUGAACUUUGUAAUCAACAGGAUUAUAUGCAACGGGCUGAACGUGAUUUACGUAAGAAACACGCACUUGAACUUAAGCAGCAGCCAAAGAGCCUCAAGCAAAAAGAAAUGCAAAUUCGCAAGCAGUUUAGGGAAACUUGUAAGAUACAGACAAGACAGUAUAAGGCAUUAAAAGCACAGAUAUUGCAAACAACUCCAAAGGAUGAACAGAAAGCAGUUAUAAAGAAAUUAAAAGAGGAACAGAGGCGAAAACUUGCACUUUUAGGAGAUCAAUAUGAACAAAGUAUUGCUGAAAUGCUUCAGAAACAAAGUAUACGGUUAGAUGAAUCGCAGGAAGUCCAGUGUCAUAAUCUUAAGGAAAGGUUAAAUUAUGAAUUAGAGAUUUUGAUCGCGUAUCAGUCUAAAAACAAGAUGCAAGCCGAAGCACAGAGAAAUCGUGAACGACGUGAAUUAGAAGAUCGUGUAUCUGUGAGACGAGCUUUACUUGAACAAAAAAUGGAACUCGAAACGCAAGAAUUUCUUCGCGAGCGCAGCGAACGAAUACGUUUGUUACAUGAAAGACAAGAACGUGAAUUACAACAAUUUGACGAGGAAAGUGCAAGAAUAGGAUUCAGUGCUCUGGCGAUAGCAGAAGCAUCAAAAGAAUCGUAUCCAGAUGAUGAAAGCCUUAGUGGCUCAAUGUUAAGUCUGGCUCACAGUAAUAGCUCUACAUCCUUCCCCCCUAAUAGUCUUUAAUUUUAAUUAUAUUAAUAGAAUAUGUAUGUAUGUGUCUGCCUGUAGUAAGUACAUAAUGAGUCUCCCGAUCUAUAGUUCUAUGACUUAUACGGAUGAAACAGUGGUUGACUCAUUGCGUGCAUUAAUUCAAACCUAAAAAAAAGUUUUUAGGAUUGGAAAUGUGUAUUGGACUGAAGUUAAUCUAUUGGGAUACUUCUUUAUUAUCGAAAUGUCAACACAGAAGCUCUUGGUUUGAAGAAAUAUUCCUUCAUAUUGAAGGAAAAUUUAGAUGCUUUUUGCAGCAUUGUAAUUAUUAAUCUCAUCCUCUAUCAUAUUUAAAAAAAAAAGAAAAGAAAAAAAAAGGAAAAAAAAAGAAAAAAGAAAAAAAAAGAAAAGAAAAAGAAUAACAUCGGAAAAAAAGCAAUAACAAUUUAUCUGACUCUCAAUGUCUCUUAUAAAUAAAUUUAAAGAAUUUUGAAUGAUUUCAAUUCUCUUGAAUUUUUCGUAUUGUUUUUAUAAAUUUAUAGCUCGAUCAGAGAAAAGGAAUUUUAAAUUUAUUCAUUUAUUAUAAUGAAUAUUGACCAUUAUAUAAAAAUUGAGAAAAAGAAAAAUAAACAAUAAGGCCGAAUUUAUUGUAUAUGGCUUUAUCUAGUUUUAUUGUAUGAAAUUGAAAAUUAGUAAUGAAGAUAAUUUUUAAUUUUUAUUUUAUAACAUGAUUUAAAAAAUUGUUGACAAUAUUAAAAGCUGAAUACGAAAACUUAUUAA
This is a messenger RNA of Vespa crabro (European hornet), 4037 nucleotides long. It is a transcript of the gene Tao, whose product is annotated as serine/threonine-protein kinase Tao. NCBI's taxonomy places the organism in Eukaryota, Metazoa, Arthropoda, Insecta, Hymenoptera, Vespidae. Gene Ontology annotation, molecular function: ATP binding; protein kinase activity. The transcript has 12 exons. The record is from RefSeq and is a predicted model, not a curated record. Gene Ontology annotation, biological process: protein phosphorylation. Bases 600 to 3293 code for a protein of 897 amino acids.